Pararge aegeria (speckled wood butterfly) is the source of this 567-nucleotide messenger RNA. RefSeq lists its product as uncharacterized. The record is from RefSeq and is a predicted model, not a curated record. Gene Ontology annotation, molecular function: odorant binding; olfactory receptor activity. Gene Ontology annotation, biological process: detection of chemical stimulus involved in sensory perception of smell; sensory perception of smell. The transcript is spliced from 5 exons. Gene Ontology annotation, cellular component: plasma membrane. NCBI's taxonomy places the organism in Eukaryota, Metazoa, Arthropoda, Insecta, Lepidoptera, Nymphalidae. Bases 1 to 567 code for a protein of 188 amino acids.
AUGACAGAAGCUGGAGUGUAUAUGAUUGUUAUGUCGUAUAAGUUUCUGAUGCACUUUUGCGCUAAGGUUUAUGUACUUGACUAUCACAGCAUGCAACGCUCAAUGCGAGAAGAUUUUUUGUUUAUAUGCACUAGGGGUGAAAAAUACAGCUUAAUUACGCAGUUCGCUCGAGUUCACAAGAAAUUAUUGAUGUUUGAACAGACAAUUACUGCACCUGUGGUAUGUUUAAGUGCAUAUGCUGCAUCAGUGAAAUUGGACGAGGGCGAAGUUCACGCAAUACUGAUAAUUCUUUUGUUUGCAUCAAUUGCAAUGCUCUUCCUUCCAAGCUGCAUGUGUACGAUCCUCACCGUGCAGGUCAAUUCUAUUUCUUACGCUUGCUGGAAUAUGCCUUUCUGGAACGCUAGUCCUGUGAUCCGGCCUUACCUGCUGCUUAUCAUGCAGAAAUCGCUUCGACCGCUCCCGCUUAAAGUUCCUGGUUUUCAAGAAUUUUCUGUGCAAACUUUCUCUAAUAAAUUGUCAUCAGCUUAUUCUUACUUCCAUAUGCUCAGACAAGCUAACAAGAAAUAA